AUGGUCCGCGUUGGAAGUGUCAAUAUAUUAGGGCAGCAUGCUCUGUUUGAUUCAGAAUAUAUGUCAGCUUUGAAACACAAAAUUGUUGGAGACCAAGCAUGUAAACUACAGAUAUUUCUUAAUCAUCGGGAGUUGAUUGAUCGGCUAAUAAAUGUUGAUAGUGGAGAUGUUAAUUUAAAGGUUAGGAGUUUAGACCUUUUACUUAGUCUAAUGAACUUGGAAGUGCAUAUUAGAAAUGAGCUAGAUUACAUUUACGCGUAUACUGCUACAAAAAUACUUGAGUCGGCCAAGUUGGAUGGUACAGUUCCUAUUGAGGUAUGCCACAAGACAGUUGAACUAUUGAAUUUAUGUCUGAAUAACUGCGGAUUUAAUUAUAAGAAUUCAGAUGUUGAUAUGAAAAGUGUUAUUCCUAAAUAUUUCCCAAAGCUUUUGGUGUAUUAUAUAUCCCAUGACAGGGCCGGGUUAUCGGAGCAACAUAAUUUAAUUACAGUGCGUACGAUCAUUGAAUUGAUGACGUUAAUGUUCAAAGGCAAAGAUAUUAUAGAGCCAUCUGAAGCCGUGUUACGUUCUUUGGAUUCGCUCAUUUUGUCUAUUGUUGAAAGGUAUAUAUACCAGUUGGAAUUCAAGUAUGUUAUAAAGAUGAACUUUUCCCCCAGGGCGCAGAAAGAAAGAUAUAGACCGUUGAUAAACAAAGGUAUUCAAAAGGGUCAGCCACUACCUUUUACGAGUGUACCGCAAGCGGUUCAAAUAUGCAAUCCCAUGGACGAGACUUUAUUCUGGCUGUCUGUGAUAUUGUAUAUCGAGACUUUUAAGAAAAAUCCUAUCAAGAAUAGUUUAUGGUUGAAUCAGACGUUUACUUUAUUCAUCUCCAGCCUCCUAAAAUCCCAGAACACGAACUUGAGGGCAUGUGCGGUGCAGUUUCUAGUUACACCCUACUUUUUUAAUCCCAAGAAAACGUUGCCAAUGCAGCCACACCAGCUAUGGUUGCCAUAUCUAGUAUAUUUGGUUAAUUACGACGAUCUUCCUUGGUGGAUUGACCCGCUAGAGACACUCACCGAAUUAGUGACUUUUUACAACACUCAAAAUCCACUGAAUAAUGAGAUCAUAGAGUUUUUGUAUCGCACGAACUUAUUACAUGGAUUGAUUACAAUUUUUGUGAAGUGUUUGUCUUUGGAUUAUCAGACAUCCGCUUCUUUAUCCACUAUUACCUCCUGCCUUAAGCUCUUUGCCCAGGUUACUCGAAAUGAUGAAAAGUGUCGCCUAUUGUUACUGGAAGAUAAUCAAUUGAUGCAGCAUGUAGAACACGCCUUGCAAACACACUUAGAUUUGCUAAACAUGUUCUUACUAAAUGCAGAUAAGAUCCAAAAGUCGUUAGAGCCAGAAGAUGUAAUGCCACCAUUUUACACUAGUAAGAUGACACUACAAUGGGUGAGUUUGUUAAGAUCAUUUUCUAGGAGUGUCAAUUCCCUACGGACAAGGUUGCGAAGGACCACAUUGGGAGAGCAGUUCCUGCAAUUAGCUGAAACAAUAUACCUUUUGUUGAAACGCGCUGAAUUUGCGAGUGAUGAACUUCUAGUUGCUGAAAUGGAAAUAUUGUCGAUGGUGUUCGCAGUAAUUUCCAAUUUUGCCAUGGAAUUUUCAAAUCUGCAAGUGUACAUGGUGAAACACGGUGUGUUGCAAAUGGCUCACGACAUCUUAGUGGACCCUAUUUUUAACGACCAAAUAGAGUGUGCUCCAGAGUAUGCUCGGUAUAAACUGAGGUUUCCAUCAGAAAACGUUAGUGCCGUCAAGAUCAACGUUUUGUGGAUGUUAAAGCAUUUGAUUUACAACUCGAACACUCAAGACAAGUUGGGUUUAUUAAAGGUCAUUCCUAUGGAUACAAUCCUAGAAUAUAUAAAUGACAAAAAUUGGGCUGUCCAAGAACAAUGUUUCCAAUUAAUUAGGAACCUAACAUGCAAUUCAAGGAAGGUGAUAAACAUCUUAUUGUACCAUUUCAGAGACAAAGAACCGCCUGCCUCAGAGGGUGAAAUGCGUUACAGCAUGAGGUCAACGUACCUUUUCGAAUUUUUGAGCCACAAACUACGGUCGCUUGAUCCUAGGAACCCCCACCAAAUGGGCACACUUGUAUCCGUAAUCCACAUUGUUGUGAACUUUACUGUCAUUAACGAAAGCAAAAGACAUAUGAUCAUAGACCAGGAAGAAAUUUUGGAAAUUGUUAAAACAAUUCUAUCUGAAUCAAACUCUAAUAAUGAAAGAUUCUGCAAUAACGAAGAUGCCAAAUUAGGUUGUAUAUGGAUGCUAACUAACCUCAUCUGGAACUCCUCCUUUAGCAACUACACUCAUACUGCUCCGUUCGACUAUACCCCGACAGCACCUACUAGCGAUUCCUCCAUAAGACCAACUGAAGAACUUCGUUCCGCCCAGUUUGAAACCGGUGGCUCCACUGCCUAUUCCGAUGAUUCAGAUCGUGAAUUCGAAGAUGACUGCAUGGAAAUGGACGAAACUGGUGAUUUUGUCCGUUUAUCAAUGAGUUCUCCUACCGGCAGAAACCCUGCUUUGGUUCGAUAUCGUAAACUAGAAAAGAUGGGGUUCUACGAGCUUGUUCAUGAAAGAACAUUUGACGAGUAUCUGAACGUACGAGAGAGAGCUAGGACAUUACUAUUCCAUAUGGACAUGCUACGCAAAGGUGGUUCCACAUGA
Messenger RNA from Eremothecium cymbalariae DBVPG#7215, 2700 nucleotides. It is a transcript of the gene VID28, whose product is annotated as glucose-induced degradation complex subunit VID28. The record is from RefSeq and is a predicted model, not a curated record. Gene Ontology annotation, biological process: proteasome-mediated ubiquitin-dependent protein catabolic process. Gene Ontology annotation, cellular component: GID complex. The coding region runs from base 1 to 2700 and encodes 899 amino acids. NCBI's taxonomy places the organism in Eukaryota, Fungi, Ascomycota, Saccharomycetes, Saccharomycetales, Saccharomycetaceae. The transcript has a single exon.